Messenger RNA from Rhinolophus ferrumequinum (greater horseshoe bat), 1478 nucleotides. It is a transcript of the gene RSRP1, whose product is annotated as arginine and serine rich protein 1. Bases 262 to 1140 code for a protein of 292 amino acids. Lineage: Eukaryota; Metazoa; Chordata; Mammalia; Chiroptera; Rhinolophidae. The transcript has 5 exons. The record is from RefSeq and is a predicted model, not a curated record.
GCGCAUACUCCGUACUUCAGCUUCUGGUACUUUCGAUGCGUCGGCCGACGCCCAGCUCAUUCCGCGUCGGGACGUCGGAGGUGUCGUGUGUGACAUUGCUGCUGGAGAGUAGCUGCCCCAAAGCCCCGCUUCGUCCUCAGCUGUGGAGGAAGGCGUCCGUUGGGCCUUUCUCUUCGUCAUAAGUGAGGCGUCGGCGACCUGUGGAACAGACUGUUCCGGAAGGAGCCUCCAAAACAAGGAAGCGCCACACCGGAGUCCGUUAUGUCCAACUACGUGAACGACAUGUGGCCGGGGUCGCCGCAGGAGGCCCGGUCGACGUCGGGCCGGUCCAGCCGGCUGUCCUCCGUGACGCGGAGCCACUCGAGAAGCUCGCGAUCCAGUUCCGGCGUCUCCAGUCAGUGGUCGUCCAGGAGUCGGAGCCGGCCCCGGCGCCGGAGCAGGUCCGGGAGGUCCAGGUCUCGUUCCCGAAGGCGCCACCAGAGGAAGUACAGGCGCUACUCGCGGUCGUACUCGCGGAGCCGCUCGCCAUCCCGCAGCCGCCGCGGGUACUGGGAGAGGCACUACCCUUCCUCGCGGAGGUACUACCGCUCUCCCUCGCCAGACCGAUCCCGCAGCCGGUCCCGCUCUCGGGGACGGUCGUAUUCCCGAAGGGCCUACGCCGUAACGCGGGGCCGACGCUACUACGGCUUUGGUCGCACGGUGUACCCGGAGGAGCACAGGAGUGGGCGCGGGAGAUCCAGGACGCGGUCACGGAGCCCAACCCCAUUUCGCUUAAGUGAAAAAGAUCGAAUGGAGCUGUUAGAAAUAGCAAAAGCCAAUGCAGCAAAAGCCUUAGGAACAACCAACUUUGAAUUGCCUCCUAGUCUCAGAACUGUUCUUGUAUCUAAAGAAACAAGCCGUGGGACAGCUGUAACAAAUAAUGGUGCAAAGUUGGAGCUGUUGCAAAAGCUAACAGAAGAUGGAACUAAAACUCCCAAUGAAAAGACUUCCCAGCAAAAAAGCAUAGCUUUUAGCUCUAAUAAUUCUUUAGCAAAGCCAGUGCUUCAGAAAUCAGCUAAAGCCACUGCUGAAGAGAUCUCUUCAGGAUCACCAAAAAGAGAACAGAAAAAAAGUCCAUAUGAACUGUGGAAACCUGUUUAAAAAAGAAAACUGAUGGCUAAGGUUGCCUGAAAUGCACUUUAUUGCAAGAUUGUGUUUCUAGCAUUAUUCCAUUUCUGUGAAGCGAUUUUAGUUGUAAUUUGUUGCGUUACAGACAACCCAAAAAGAUGUAGAUACUUUAUAUUUAAAAUAAUAAUUUAGAUUUCUCUUGCAGGUAGGAGAUAGCACAGAUGGACCAGAGGGUUACGUACAGGUGUGAGUCUUGUUUAUAUACUUGUAAAUUUUUUGUGUAACGGAUUGUUUAUGUAGAAAUGAAAUUUCUAAGGCACACAGUAAUUAAACUGUGUUGUACAUAUUUAAUAAAUUUAUUGUUUUUAUUA